Molecule: messenger RNA, 4223 nt
Organism: Neurospora crassa OR74A
Lineage: Eukaryota; Fungi; Ascomycota; Sordariomycetes; Sordariales; Sordariaceae
Product: DnaJ family protein
Exons: 5
Coding region: 448-1692 (414 amino acids)
Biological process (GO): protein refolding; response to heat
Cellular component (GO): cytosol; cytoplasm; nucleus
Molecular function (GO): ATP binding; Hsp70 protein binding
Source: RefSeq, a predicted model, not a curated record
CCCCAACGCACAAGGCGCCCGCCGCAUCCCUCCCUCUGCGCCUAUUCCAGAAUUGCAGUGAAGAUUCCGGUUCUGUUGCCCUGCCUUGGUUGAUAAUAUUUGAACCCUGCUGCCGGUACUUGGACAGUUUUCUCGAGAAAGUUGAUCAGUCAUUCCGUUAUACCCCAUCUUCCGUCUUGCGUGUUGCUACUACAACUACGCCUCAUCAAGCCUCCUAUCACUCCCAACUAUCCUCCGGCGACUCAAAUCCCGUACCUUAUCAACUAUUUUCAUCUCGGACGCUUCCUGCUGCUGUCACUGUAGCUCAAGCUGUUCUGACCACGAUUUCUUAACGGCCCUGACACAUUCCCAUAUCCGUCAUUGUCAUCGGAACUGAUUGUCCAGAGCAUUCCGAACUGCCAGAACAUUUUCCCACACCCAUUCACAUAACUAGACCAGACAGUCAAGAUGGUCAAGGAAACAAAGCUCUACGAGACUCUUGGAGUCAGCCCAGAUGCCACUGAGGCGCAAUUGAAGAAGGCAUACAAGACCGGUGCCCUUAAGUACCACCCAGACAAGAACGCCAACAACCCGGCUGCCGAGCAGAAGUUCAAGGAGAUUUCUCACGCAUACGAAAUUCUUUCCGACUCCCAAAAACGCGCCAUCUACGAUCAGUAUGGCGAGGCUGGUCUUGAGGGUGGCGCCGGUGCCGGUGGCGGCAUGGCUGCCGAGGAUCUGUUCGCUCAGUUCUUCGGCGGCGGUGGCUUCGGCGGCGGUCUCGGUGGUAUGUUCGGCGGUAUGAACCAGCAGCGUGCCCCCGCGAAGGCCAAGACUAUUCACCACACCCACCACGUCUCGCUUGAGGACAUCUACCGCGGCAAGAUCUCCAAGCUGGCCCUUCAGCGGUCAAUCCUUUGCCCCAAGUGCGAGGGUCGCGGCGGUAAGGAAGGUGCCGUCAAGCGGUGUGCUGGCUGCGAUGGUCAGGGUACCAAGAUCAUGAUGAGGCAGAUGGGCCCCAUGAUUCAGCGCUUCCAGACCGUCUGCCCUGACUGCAAUGGCGAAGGCGAGGUAAUCAAGGAGAAGGAUCGUUGCAAGCAGUGCAAUGGCAAGAAGACCGUUGUCGAUCGCAAGGUCCUCCACGUCCACGUUGACCGUGGCGUUAAGAGCGGCACCAAGGUCGAGUUCCGUGGUGAGGGUGACCAAGCACCUGGCAUUCUCCCCGGUGACGUCGUCUUCGUCAUCGAGCAGAAGCCCCAUCCCCGCUUCACCCGUCAGGAGGAUGAUCUUCUUUACAAGUGCGAGAUCGAUCUCGUGACCGCCCUUGCCGGUGGAACCAUCUACAUCGAGCAUCUCGAUGAGCGCUGGUUGAGCGUCGACAUCCAGCCCGGCGAGGCUAUUGCGCCCAACUCCGUCAAGAUGAUUCGUGGCCAGGGUAUGCCCUCCUACCGCCACCACGAUUACGGCAACAUGUAUAUCCAGUUUUCCGUCAGGUUCCCCGAGAAGAACUGGACUCAGGAUCCCGCUGCCUUCGAGGCUCUUCGCAAGUACCUCCCGGCCCCCGCUGUUGUCAACGUACCCCCUCAGGAUGCUAUGACCGAGCCAGCAGAAUUGGAGGACGUCGAGGGCAACGGAGCCGGCCGUGGCUUCUCCAACAGCCCUAUGGAGGAGGAUGACGAGCCUCAGGCCGAACGCGUACAGUGCGCCUCGCAGUAAGCGAGCUAAAUGGGCGGGGAAGCAGUACCAACCUUAUCCAUAAUUCGACGAUAAAUUGCGGCACAAGCGACGGUCCAACAAAGCGUGCCAUGCACGACAUUGUUUGAGACUUGCUAUGGAGGAUGAAUGAUUUGCAACGAUUCUAAAUCAUUUCAUGUCUCUUGUCCCCAUGAUCAUCCUUAACGAAGCAAAUAUACCCGAUUACUCGACUCAUUAUCGAGUAUUGCACAUUUGACGAGGCACGAUAUUUGAGGGGCCGACAAAACGAAGAGUUGGAGAAGGGAACAAAAAGGGGGUAUGAUGCAAGGUGAAAACCGGUAAUACCUGAAGUGUGAUCAAGUCGGCACGGGUGGAAGGGAUACGAUCACACUUAUCCACACAGCACCCGGAUUAUCACUAUCACGGUGGAAGAAGAGGGUUCAAUCUCGUUGUUUGAUGUUCCCCCUAUUUCACCUGCGUUUAAUGACAUGGUGGACUUUUACUUCUAUCGAUGUCAAAAUAUAUCAACACCCGGUCUUAUUGGCAGGCGUUCUAGAGAGGAUAUCGGACUGAUAGAAAAGAAGGAUGAAGGGCAUGGACAUGGCAUUACCGUCUUAUCCCGGCUAUUUGCUUCAUAUGAAGGACACAGGAAGGUCAUGUAGCAUGAGAAAGGAACAGGGGGGGACUACUCAGUACAUGCUCAUGCUACGCGUAUCACAUGAUUGCUGCUCACCUGGAUCCAGGAAGAAAGGGGGAAGGGGAGCUGGAUUUUGUUUUAUUUUUUUCUGGGAUUGUUAGCGAAAUGAUCAGGAUUCCUGAAUGCCAUAUUUCGUUUCAUUGGCGAACUGCAUGUUGUUAUGUUGUGGUCAUUAGAUAUAGGCUGCCGACGAGCUCCUAGCGUACCCAUCCAGUGUACUCACAGUCUUUAAGACCGCGUGCGUGUAAAUUCGCCAUUCAAGGCAAAUCGGACAUGAUUUUGAGCAUCUGAGACCGGAGCAACACGUCAAUUUUCCAAACCAAACAUCAGCCUCCUGGGGGCCAGUUAGGGCACCUCUCGUUGGUCGUGAAGACUCAAGUAAAUAUGAACCUCAUCUCCCCGAUCGUGUGAUACCAGUAUCAAAAGCACACGUCCUCGCCAACAUCUCACCAAAUUCAAAACAAAAGGGAAUUUGUCUUCAUCAAGAAUCUUAACAUCCACGCCAAACCGGCAACGAGCUGAAAUCCCCGACAACCACUCACGCUUAAUCGAGGGUAUCAUCCCUCAACUUGAACAACUGCCCCAGAACCUCGUCGGUCUUGGCCCUCAACGCUCCGUGAUACAUCACGUUCGUCUCAAACACCUUGGUCCCUCUAACCGCCUUGGCCGUCUCCCUUGCAAAGUCCGCGUCGACAUACAUGUCCUCAACAUAACUAGCCGCGUAGACAGGGACUUCGUUCCGCGCAAGCUGGUCCAGGUCGUAGAGCCGCGGCCAGUCGUCGUGCUUGGCCAGAAGCUCGGCCGUCUCCUUCAUGUCCUUUAGCUCUGGGUAGCAAUCGAAGUGGGCAGGGUAGACCAUUUCGCCAGAGAAGUACAGGGGCUGCUGGUUUGUGGAGGAGGAGGAGGAGGAGGAGUAGUCGAGGGCUUGGGGCACUGAGGACAGCCAGCUGAGUCCCGGCUCGGACUCGGCAAGCGUCUUGCCGACCCGGUGGGCGGCCCAGUCGGACGCCAACCCGGGUCCAUUAACAUAGAUGGACUCGUGGAGGACGGCAUAGAUGGGGUUGGUAUCAAACGGAAUCAGCCCCUCGAAAGCAGCGCCUGCGGCGCGGGUGAUGAAGCCGAACUGCUCAAUGUCCAUGGCCAGCUUGAGGAUGGUGCUGUGGAUCAGAUCCAAGCCGCCAUUCAUGCCCAUACACAGACCGAUGCCGAGCAACCGUUCGACGGUGAAUUGGCCGCCGCCCGGCAGCCGGGGGGAUUUUUCGUCCAGGUACUGCGCUACCUUGCGGACGCGCCCCACGUCUUCGGGGAACUUGCGGUAGUAAGCCUCGUUGCGCUGGAUGACCUUCUUGUACAGCGCCGUGUAGACUUCUUGGGCCGUGCGCUUGACGGGCGCGAGACCGCCCGUCAGAAACACCUCGCGCAACCCUUGCGGGAACUGGGAGAGGUACGUCAGCGCGACAAAGCCGCCGUAGGACUGGCCGAAAAUGGACCACUUCUUGUGAGUCUCGGGAUAAUCGGCAGUCAGACAGAGACGCACGGCCUCGGCAUCUUGGACGAUACUGUCGGCGCGGAAGCGCUUGAGGUAGUCGGCCUGCUGCUGGGGGCCACCCAAUGUGGCUAGAUGGGGCUGGUUGAUGGGCGUGCUUAGGCCGGUGCCGCGGUAGUCGAGCAAGAGGAGGGUGUAACCUCUGUCCAGGGCUGUUUUGGUCAGUUGGUGGUCUUGGGGUUCUCUGUUGCCGAAGCCGGGACCGCCUUCGAGGUAGACGAGGUAGGGCCUCCUGUGGUAUUCCUCCAGCUCGCUGUCGGUGCGGGGCACGAUGGGGGUGUCAUGUUUGGUGACUUGGCGACCGAAGAU